This is a messenger RNA of Fusarium musae, 3219 nucleotides long. RefSeq lists its product as uncharacterized. The coding region runs from base 1 to 3219 and encodes 1072 amino acids. Gene Ontology annotation, biological process: DNA-templated transcription; regulation of DNA-templated transcription. Lineage: Eukaryota; Fungi; Ascomycota; Sordariomycetes; Hypocreales; Nectriaceae. Gene Ontology annotation, cellular component: nucleus. The record is from RefSeq and is a predicted model, not a curated record. Gene Ontology annotation, molecular function: DNA-binding transcription factor activity, RNA polymerase II-specific; DNA binding; zinc ion binding. The transcript is spliced from 2 exons.
AUGUCCGGUCGUGCCGUUUCGAAUUCUCAACAUGCCCAGCAGUCCUUCGGUUCCGGUCCUCAAAUCUAUCGUGACGUCGCUGAAUUGCACGCUGUGCCAUCUCCGUCUCACGGCGCAUUGAUGGAUCACUCACAUUUUGACGAUUUCGCGUUUGCUUACCAAGGUCUUCCUGACCAACCUUCUCUCGUUUCUCUGGCCGAUCACGCCCACGCCCACGCUUCGCAAUCACCCACUGCAUUUUCUCAGCACCAGGCGAUGUCUGGACUCGCACAUAACGGUUUGCCAUUUGGCACCCUCCCUGGAGGCAACCGGAGCCAGAGCAUGGAUGGCUCCGAUGCUCCUCCAGAUAGGACGUCUCCCGCAUCCAAUGUCCUCGAAGAUUCGGCUACAGAUGAGUUUGGAUUGGCUUCCCGUAGUCGUGCAGAUGCCACGGAUUUGGGCGGUAAACCCAAGGAGGAUAAAGCCGAUGCCACACCGGCGUGGAGUGAGCUGAAGACAAAAGCUGGCAAGGAAAGAAAACGCCUACCGCUCGCGUGCAUUGCAUGCCGCCGAAAGAAGAUCCGCUGCUCGGGCGAGAAGCCUGCCUGCAAGCACUGUUUACGCUCUCGUAUACCAUGUGUAUAUAAGGUCACCACUCGAAAGGCGGCGCCACGAACAGACUACAUGGCCAUGCUUGAUAAGCGAUUGAAGCGAAUGGAAGAACGCAUUAUCAAGGUCAUUCCCAAGUCCGAUCAGGAAGUAGCUUCGUCCGUGACUCGGGCCGUUGUUAAACCAGCGAUACCAGGAACCGUACCUUCAAAUAAGGCAACCAAAAAGCGUGGCGCCGAGGAAGCCUUUGGACCUGAUCUAGAAGCGUGGGCCAAGGCGCCCUCGAAGCCCAAGAUCGAUGGCGAUGAUAGGCCCAGUAGCCUACAAGUACAGGAAGCCGAAGAGAAUAAGCUUCAGCAUGAAGGCACUGAGGCACUACCCUCCAAAGAAAUCCAGGAGCACCUGGCCGAGGUGUUUUUCGACAACAUCUACGGUCAAUCAUAUCAUCUUCUCCACAAACCCAGUUAUAUGCGAAAGCUGAAGAAUGGUACGCUGCCCCCAGUGCUUGUCCUCACAGUGUGCGCUGUAGCUGCUCGUUUCACUUCGAGCCCACUAGUGAAUUCUUCGGGACCAGAGUUCCUACGCGGCGAAGAAUGGGCGUCACACGCUCGAGAUAUCUGUACCAGGCGAUACGAAUGGCCAAAUCUCACAAUUUUGACCUGUCUCCUCAUUUUGGGCCUUCACGAAUUUGGAACAUGCCAGGGUGGCCGUAGCUGGGCUUUGGGCGGUCAAGCAAUUCGCAUGGCCUUCGCCCUUCAGCUGCAUAAAGACCUCGAGUAUGACCCCUCUGGUCGUACUGGUCCUAAAAAACAGCUUAGCUUCAUCGACCGAGAAAUUCGACGACGUAUAAUGUGGGCGUGCUUUCUCAUGGACCGUUUCAACUCUUCGGGGACAGAUCGGCCCAUGUUCAUCAGAGAGGAUACGAUCCAGAUUCCUCUGCCGGUGAAGGAGAAGUACUUCCAAUUCGAUAUGCCUGCUCCAACCGAGAUGCUCGAUGGUCAAGUUCCUCACCCAGCAUCACCCAAUGAUGGGCAACUUGCUGAUGCACGAGACAACAUGGGAGUUGCAGCAUUUCUGAUCCGAGCCAUCGCCCUCUGGGGACGAAUCAUUACCUACCUUAGCCAAGGGGGAAAGGAUCUGGACCCAAACCCCAUGUGGGAGGACGAAUCUCAAUAUGUGAAGCAUCUCAACGAUGUUGUGAAUCUUGAAGCCAGUUUACCUUCGUCACUCAAGUACUCCGCUGAGAACCUUGACGUCCACAAGACAGAGAACACGGCAAGUCAAUUUCUUUUCAUGCAUAUCUGCCUGCAGCAUAACAUCCUUUUUGUGAGUCGAGCAGCGAUGUCAGCGCGAAAGCAGCAAGGUGUUCAUGAUGACUUUUUCUCUGGAGCGAGUAAGAGGACUUUCAGUGCUGCGAAUCAGAUAUCUGAGCUCCUUCGCGAAGCCGAACAAUCGCGAUGCUUUGUUUCGGCACCCUUUGCUGGAUACUGCGCCUUUUCCUCCACAACAGUCCACAUACUGGGUGUCAUAUCUGGAAAUCCCAACAUGAAGCCAACAGCCGAAGCCAAUCUGACCACCAAUGUCAAGUAUCUUCACAAGAUGAAGAAGUAUUGGGGCAUGUUUCACUGGAUGGUGGAGAAUGUGCGCACUCAGUAUCGAAAUGCCCUAGACGCUAUGAGAGCUGGUGCAAAUCUGCAAGACCGUGCAGCGCAAUCGUCUUUCCUUCAAUACGGAGACUGGUUCAACCGGUACCCGCAUGGCCUCUCUGAUGCCGAAUUCAUGGACCCUGCCACCCAUAAACGGAAGGAUUCGGGAGCAGAUGGCGUUCUGGAAGCGAAGCCCGAGCUGCAAUCGGUGGAAGAAUACUUCUCCACGCUUCCAACACCCCAGAGUGUUGAGCUUAAGGAUACCGUUCGCGCUGUGGGACCUAAGAGGAAGCAGAGCGCCAAGAAACAAGCUGGUUUGCCGACUCAGUCAGGUCAGCAUCUCGAGUCCAUACAAGGGACAGACGCAGACUCGGUCUCUGGGGCUCAGGAACGUAGGUUCUCGGGUGGAUUGGGACUGCCCUCUAACAGUUACAAUCCUCUCGCAGUAUCAAACGCGCAAAACCCAGCUUUUAGCACAGCUAUGUCACCUAUGAGUCCAGCCAACAUGACGGCGUUCUCCCAUCAUGCCCACACCCCCACAUUCUUCCCUCCUGAGUUGCUAGCCAUGAACUUUGGACAGGGCGCAAAUGGAAAUAUUGACCCCCUCGAUCGUCAGCUUGUCUUCGGGGGAUAUUCCUUGGACGCCAGCACGGGGUUGGGUGGUGGUCAGGAUAUAAUGAGCGGCCUUGACUGGGACGCUGUUGCUUCGGGAACCCACUCCGAUGGAGGCUUACAAGGUCGGCGAUCUGCGGCUAAGGCGGGCAUGAAUGGGCAAGCAGCUGGUAUAGCUGAUGGAGCAGGGCUUAGCGGACCGGAAGCAUCGUCCGCAUGGUUCAUGCCAUUCAACAUGGAGCCUCCAGAGAUGGGCCAAGAUCCCGGCUUCAACAUGGGUGGAAUUGACCCAUUUACGGGAGUAUUUGGGGGAGGGGGUAGUGGUUUGGCAACGCCGAAUGCAUUGGGUGGGCUACAGCAACAGGGUCCUUAG